This is a messenger RNA of Panonychus citri (citrus red mite), 5143 nucleotides long. Its product is annotated as neuroligin-1-like. Lineage: Eukaryota; Metazoa; Arthropoda; Arachnida; Trombidiformes; Tetranychidae. Gene Ontology annotation, biological process: chemical synaptic transmission; synaptic vesicle endocytosis; modulation of chemical synaptic transmission. The record is from RefSeq and is a predicted model, not a curated record. Gene Ontology annotation, cellular component: postsynaptic membrane; cell surface; synapse. Gene Ontology annotation, molecular function: signaling receptor activity; neurexin family protein binding.
GGAUUCUAGUUUUAUCCUCAUUUCUUAUCAUCAUCUCACUCCCAAAGUUCCAACUCCAAGCUGAGUUUGUGUCUUUCAGUUGAAAUCGUAAUUCAGAACAAGAAAAACGAUAAAAGUGAUAAGAGAAUCUUUUUCUCUUCCUUCUCAAAACUAAAUCAGUUCUGUGCUUACCUUUUAUUUCCCAUCCUAAGUGAUUAUUUAAAAAGUUAAUCAAUGUCUCCACAAUCAACAGAAAAUCAAUCGAUUCCAAGAAAGUGCAGAGAAAGAAAAAAAUUCUAGAAAUAGAAUCAAAACUUCAAAAGUUACUCGAAAACUUUUUUUUUCUAUUUGUUUCCAAUCCUUUUAUCAAUUGAAUUGGAAACAAAAAUAGAGAAAAAAAAAUCCAAUUGAAUUGAGUUUGAUUAACAUACUUAUUAAGAUGUAGGAAGAAACUAAUAUAACAAAAUGAAUUGUAAACUAAUCACAAUUCAACAGUCAGGAUAAUGUUUGGCAACAAUCAAAUUGAUUUGCUACAAACAACUCGCAUGAUAAUGAUUAUAUUAAAUGGUCAGUUAAGUGAUGUUUUCUGUUGUCUCUUAAUCCAUCAAUUCCCACCCAGAAUUCACUCCUUAUCCUCCUUGUUAUCAUUAUCCUCGUCUUCCUAUCAACAUUUAACCAACCAUUUAUUGUCGUGACUUUUUAACAACAAGCAAUAACAAUCAGUGAUAAUCCAACUGAAUAUAAUGUUAUUAACUACAACACCAGUCAACUUAUCAUCAAAUGGAUAUUCAAUCAUUCAUUAAGUUAAUCAUCAUGUUAUCAUUAGUAGUUGAAUUAACAAUGUAUAAAAAUUGUGCCAAGUUUUCAUCUCUCAAUGUAUUUGAUUGUAGUUAAUUAUCACAAUUAGGAUGCUAAAGUUUCAAGUGACCCCGAAGGUUAUAAAUAUGAAGUCUAUUGAAAAAAAGGUGAUAAACUCAUCACCCUUAUCAACAUCAUUAUCAUGUUAUCAUUAUCAAAAUGAUGAAAUCCCUUGUUGGUUAGAUAACAAGGGAAACGGAAAUGAUGAAUGGAGUUGUUUCAAUGUCUCUUUUAAUUCUAACUCAUUCUGCUCGAGGCGAUCAUCGCCAUUUUCAUCAUUUUCAUCAUCAUCAUCAUCUUCAUUUAGAAAUACUUAUCAACAUAAUUGUAAAUCAGCUUCACGUUCAAUCAUCAUUCAAAUUUUAUCAGUUUUAAUUGUGAUUAUCUCUUUCAAUCCAAUGUGCCAAAGUGUUUAUGGUUUAUCAUCACCAUCAACUCAGCCUGGAACUUCAUUAAAUUUCAACAAACAAUCGGAAAGACGAUUCAGCUCCAGAAUUGUUACAACCAAAUACGGUGCUCUGAGGGGUUUCAUCGUGGACUUACCGGAAGGUAAUCUUCAGCCAGUCGAGGUUUUCUUAGGUACUCCAUAUGCCAGUCCACCGGUGGGUAAGCUAAGGUUUAUGCCUCCAGUUACACCGGCUCAUUGGAAUGGUGUUAAAAGUGCCCAUUCACCUGGUCCAGUGUGUCCACAAAAUUUACCCAACAUUUCAAACACCACGGAAGCUUUGAAAACAAUGACCACUGGUCGCCUUCGGACACUCAAACGUCUCAUUCCACUUUUGCUCAAUCAAAGUGAAGAUUGUCUUUAUCUUAAUAUUUUUACACCUUAUCCAUCUUCUGUUGAAAUUUCCAAGUUACCUGUUAUCGUUUUCAUACAUGGUGAAUCUUAUGAAUAUAAUUCUGGCUCAAGUUAUGAUGGGUCAGUAUUGGCCAGUUAUGGGAACGUUGUAGUGGUCACCAUUAACUAUCGCCUUGGAGUAUUGGGCUUUUUCCCAGCACUUGAUGGCUCUUCUCGGGGUAAUUUUGGACUCAUGGAUCAAGUAGCGGCUCUUCAUUGGGUCCAAGAAAAUAUCGCUGAGUUCGGAGGAGACUCUGGUAAUGUUACCGUUCUUGGACAUGGUCAAGGAGCGGCUUGUAUCAAUAUCCUCAUGUUAUCACCAAUGGCCAAAGGGCUUUUUCAUCGAGCCAUCAUGCAUAGUGGAACUGGAUUAUCUCCUUGGGCUAUGGCUUCAGAUGCAGUUGAUUAUUCAAGGAGACUCGCAGUUCAAGUGGGCUGUUUACCUUUGGGGGGUCAGGGUGAUAAUUACCAUCAGUCUGGAGGGAAUGAUAAUCUUCAUAAUGUUGAUUAUGGUUCACAAAUGAUUGAUUGUUUACGAGGCAAAGACUUUCGUGAUUUAAUCCUGUCCGAUAUUCCAGUUCCCUCUCAACUGACCAGUCUUGGUCCAACGAUAGACGGCAUUGUGAUACCAGAUAUUCCUGGAAAUUUAAUGAAUUCUGCUCAAUAUAAUCAACUUUUCGGUAAUAUCGAUCUUCUAAUUGGAACAACCAGUCGGGAAUAUUUUAAAUUUACUGGGAAUGAAGAAUCAAGUGGAAUCGAACCAGAAAAACAGAAUAAAAUAGUUCGAACCUUGGUUCGUAAUCUGUAUAAUUUUCAUCUCCAGGAAAUAUUUCAUACAAUUUUCAAUGAAUACACUGAUUGGACCAAAUAUGAACACACCCUGAAGGACAAUCUUCAAGCAACAAGUGAUAUAAUUAGUGAUGGAACUGUAAUAUCCCAAGCCAUUAAAGUCGCUCAACUACAUUCAAAAUUAUCUUCAUCCUCAGCUCAUACCACUUAUUUAUAUACAUUUGAAUAUUCAACCAAAGGAGAUUAUCAUUCAUCUGAAGGUUGUGUUCAUGGUGAAGAUUUGGCUUAUAUUUUUGGUUCGCCUUUAAUUGACCCAACGAUGAGUUUGGGAUAUUUUAUUUCUGAUUAUACUCCAGAGGAAACUGAGCUAUCAGCUCGUUUAAUCACCUAUUGGACCAAUUUUGUCAGAACUGGACGAGUUGAUGAUUCCCGUUCAACAAGUAAAAGUGAUUAUAAUCAUGGUGAUAAUCAUGGUGAUAAUGGAUAUGAAUCAAAACCAUCAUCUCUGAAAGAAAUCAUUUCAUGGCCUCAAUAUGAUGAACGAAGUCAAAAAUAUCUAUCAAUAAAUUUAGAACCAAUAGUUAAGGACCAUUACCGAGCUCAUCAGCUGAGUGUUUGGCUGAAUUUAAUUCCAAAAAUUCAUCUACCUGGACCUGGACCAUUAACCUACCAGCAUCAUCUUUUAACUGACCAUGAUGACCUAUCAACCUAUGAUGGUUUUGUGAGGUCAACGGCAAGUUUUGCUCAAGCAAUGAUGAGAGGGUUAACAUCAUCUCCAUCAUCUAGUGGUCAUCUAUCAAUUGAAGGAUCACCUUUAGAUACUUUAAGUAAUAAUAAUCAUUAUCUAUCUCAAAGUCAUGGAUCAGAUAAUGAUCAUCGAAAUCAACUCACCUCAUCUUGGCCUGGAUCAACUCAAAUAUACGGAACCGGAUCUAGUUUAAUGGCUACAAGUCCAGUAUCUGUGAUAAAUAAUACAAAUAGUCAUGAUAAUAGUAACCCUAACAAUCAACCAAAUAAUAGUAAUCUACCAUUUUCUCAGCAACAGCAAUUUAGUGAUCAACAGAAAGUUAAAUCAAUGUUACCUCAGUCAACGUCCAGAUUAUCAAAUGGAUUGAAACAGAUUAAGGAUGAAUCAUCAUCAUCUCAAUCGUCAUCAUCUUCAUGGGAAGAUUCAUUUCAUUUUAAAUGGAAUGGUCCAUAUUCAACAGCCUUAAGUGUAACGAUUGCCAUUGGAUUUACAUUUUUAAUCCUCAACGGGUUAAUAUUAGCUGCCUUUUUUUAUAAAAGAGGUAGACCCAGUCAACUAACUCAAAGUGUUAAUGAUUCAUCAACAAUUAAUGAUAAAUCAAGGGCGAUUUCAAAUCAUCCACCAACAAACCAUUUCAAUGAUUCAAUUAAUAACAACAAUAAUAAUAGUAAAAAACAAGGAGGAAAUGGUGGUGGUCAUCAUCAACACCAUCAUCAUCAUCAUCAUCAACACAACAAUCAACAUCCUCAACAGCAAAUUGUACAUGGACAAAAUCAAAGACAAUCAUCACUACCAGAAUCACCAUUUAAAUUGUCCACACCCAAUUCAGGGAUAAACAUAAUGUCCACUCCACUUGGACUCAUCUCUACAACCGGUGAAGGAUUAGGAAUGGGAGGAGGAGGAAGAACCGGAAGUCCAUCCAUUAAAGCUGAUGUUAAUACUGGUUAUCAUCCUGUUGAUUAUAUUGCCUCUCAUACUGGACUUAUGUCACUUAACAGUGAUUUAACAGCUGAUCUACUGGAAAGUCAAACAGGCGAUGGAGGUGGUGGUGAUGUGAUCAAUUUAAAUGACCAUUUGAUUAACAAUUCAACAGGAUAUAUAAGCUCAGAUAUGGGCAGUGGAGGAGGUGGAGGGUUGGGUAUGGGCCAUGUUUCCAUGUGUAACUCAAUAUAUUAUUCAGAUAAAUGUCCAACCCUUCCCAGGCUAAUAUCAUCUUCAUCUACAUCAUCUUCACCUUCAGCAAUGACCACAACCACGACUUCAUCAUCGGUAACGAAAAAUUUAAACUCUGGACCACAUCCAAUGUAUCGGACAAUCAGUCAAAGUAAAUUUGUUCAAUUUGAUGAGCCUCGGGAAUUUCAUGAGAUGAAUAUUUGACAGUUCAGGACAACUCCUGUUUAAAAUUUUUCCAAUCGACAGUACGAUACAAUUACAAUCCAAUAUAAUUAAGAUUCAAUCAUUCAUCAUGAACUAAAAAGUUACCAUACUCAUCUUGUAUUAAAUUCAUUCAUGAUUAACUAUCUGUCCAUAUAUCAGCUUCCAUCAUUAUUUUUAUCUCUCAUUAUGUAUCUAACACUCAAUAACUUUUCCACUUUAACUCAUACUCUCUCCCUCUUAAUUGUAUCAUUUUCCGUGCCUUAGUUAUAAUCAAAAUCUUAAACAAUUAAAAUAAUCAUUUAACACUGUUAACUUUUAAUUGACGUUCUUUGCAUCUUAACCAUGAUCAUCUCACCAUAAAAUCUAUAAUAAUAUAAAAUAUCUCUAAGAAAUUUAGCUAAAUUUUGUCUUCUCUCUCUCUCUCUGCUAAAUCAUAAUUUCAAAACCAUUUCCAUGCUUCUUGUAAAGAUCUUUUUGUAUAUUAAUUACUCUGAAUUAUUUUUAAUCUUGAAAAUUGUAACAAUAAAAUCUAAUUGAACUCAUAGACAGUUGAA